Solenopsis invicta (red fire ant) is the source of this 1523-nucleotide messenger RNA. RefSeq names its product palmitoyltransferase ZDHHC16A. The record is from RefSeq and is a predicted model, not a curated record. Bases 1 to 1098 code for a protein of 365 amino acids. Gene Ontology annotation, biological process: protein palmitoylation. Gene Ontology annotation, molecular function: palmitoyltransferase activity. Gene Ontology annotation, cellular component: Golgi apparatus. The transcript is spliced from 6 exons. NCBI's taxonomy places the organism in Eukaryota, Metazoa, Arthropoda, Insecta, Hymenoptera, Formicidae.
AUGGCAAAGAUACAGUGGUCCUUGGCGAAGGCGCCAAGUGUUCUUCGGAUUAGUUUAAAACAGAGGUGGCGACGACUCCAAAUUGUCUUCAAAUCCCUGUUCUACAAUGACUUCUUGAAUUGGAGUUACGCCUGUGAUAUACUUAUGGAACCCAUGUUCUGGUUUGUCGAGAACUUUACUUCCUUUUUGGGUCCGGUGUUCGUGAUAAUGGUGAGCCUGCUAACUGUCAGCAUUGUAUACAUUGCGUACUACGUGGGCCUACCCUGGUGGUGGGAACGGAGUCCACUGAUGACGAUAAUCUUAUUGCUAGUUGGAAACUGGUUGCUGGUUAAUGUCUGCUUUCAUUAUUAUAUGGGCGUAACUGUGCCAGCAGGCAAUCCACCACAGGGAGGCCUUAUUCCAGAGGCUGUGAGCAUCUGCAAGAAGUGCAUCAAGCCAAAACCACCCAGAACACAUCAUUGUUCUGUCUGUAACAAGUGUAUUCUCAAGAUGGAUCAUCAUUGUCCUUGGUUAAACAAUUGUGUCGGCCAUUACAAUCAUCGGCACUUUUUCAUGUAUAUGGUUUACACCGUAGUUGGUGUUACGUUCAUUAUGAUAUUCGGCGUGCAACUCGCCUAUGAGGACUUCUUUUCUGAUCAAGAACCGGAAUUGGACGGUCAUCCAGUGCGCCUCAAUAAUUCGGAAAUAAUUCCACUGACGGAAUCGUUGGAUCACUUAAGUAAGGAGGAGCUGGCAGAAAUAGCAAGACAAGCGGCGGAAACUGAGGCCAAAGAAUGGCGACACAGAUUAAUAAUUUUUGCGGGUCUGAUAUGUGUCGCCACAUUUGCAGCACUGGGUGCCCUAGCCUGGUGGCACGCAGGUCUCAUUAGCCGAGGAGAGACUAGCAUCGAGGCACAUAUCAAUAAUGCGGAGUUGAAGAAGCAUCGAGCUCAAAAUAAGUUUUAUCAGAAUCCUUACGAUUUCGGGCCAAGAGAAAACUGGAGAUUGUUCUUAGGAACAAAAAAUAGGAGCUGGUGGUAUAUUUUAUUUCCAUCGAUCCAUGGCCCUUACGGCGAUGGACUUACAUGGCGAACUAUUCAUGAUAGCAAAAUCUCUUGAUUUUUCUUUAAAGUUCUGAAGUUUUACGUCAGUCUAACAUUUUAUAAUUCAUUUUAUAAUUCAUGUCUUCUUGUGAAUUCUCUUACGUUCCAAUAUUCUAGUCAGAAUCACAGACUGUUCAACUGCAAUACAAUUCAAUUACAUAGUUAAUUGAAGUAGUAUAUAUACAAUUAACCAUUUGCAAUAAUUCUCUCAAUAGGCAAUAAUUAGAACAAGUCAACUUUUUUGAAAAAUUACAAAAUUAUUCUAACAUUGGAAAUUAAUGUCAUGUAACAAAAUGAUGAAUAGAGAAAAAUUUGCAAAUGAAUUUUUUAAUCCUUAAUUAAUUUGACUGGCUGGUUAUUUAAUAAUUAACUAAAGACUAAUUGUAACACUUGAUUUAUCCAAGUACAAUUUAAUAAAUGUUUUUUAUACUUUUCGUAAAA